Messenger RNA from Zalophus californianus (California sea lion), 6282 nucleotides. It is a transcript of the gene CDKL4, whose product is annotated as cyclin dependent kinase like 4. Gene Ontology annotation, cellular component: nucleus. Gene Ontology annotation, molecular function: cyclin-dependent protein serine/threonine kinase activity; ATP binding. Bases 382 to 1410 code for a protein of 342 amino acids. Lineage: Eukaryota; Metazoa; Chordata; Mammalia; Carnivora; Otariidae. The transcript is spliced from 11 exons. Gene Ontology annotation, biological process: protein phosphorylation. The record is from RefSeq and is a predicted model, not a curated record.
GCUUCGCUCCGCAGUGGCUGGGCGGGUGGCGGCCCGCGCACAGCGACCUCCGCCCGGUCGGCGCCGCUCCCGGCUGCGCGGGGCGGCGUGGCGGGCGCCCCCGGUCCGCGCCGUGGAAGUAUAGCACUUUGUACAUGUCUUGUUCUCGCGUCUUCCUCGUUCCCCUAGUCCAAGGGGUGAGGAGGGAAAAGAUAAACACUGAAUGCAAGAGUAUGAAAUGUUCCUUCAGCUGGAUUUUACAGCACCAUAUUUUCAUCAUUUACUUGAGGAUAACGAAAAUAGACUAGAUAAUGUUCCUUUCCACAAAUUCUUUAAUUCAACUGAGGUGUAACAUUGUGCUGCAAGCCAAUCAAUACAGUAAUUUAAGUCCUUUCAACUAUAAUGGAAAAGUAUGAAAAAUUAGCUAAGAUUGGAGAAGGGUCCUAUGGGGUUGUAUUCAAAUGCAGAAACAAAACCUCUGGACAAGUGGUAGCUAUUAAAAAAUUUGUGGAAUCUGAAGAUGAUCCAGUUGUUAAGAAAAUAGCACUAAGAGAAAUACGUAUGUUGAAGCAAUUAAAACACCCAAACCUUGUGAACCUCAUUGAGGUGUUCAGGAGAAAAAGGAAAAUGCAUUUAGUUUUUGAAUACUGUGAUCACACACUUUUAAAUGAGCUGGAAAGAAACCCCAAAGGAGUUGCUGAUGGAGUGAUCAAAAGUGUAUUAUGGCAAACACUUCAAGCUCUUAAUUUCUGUCAUAAACAUAACUGUAUUCACAGAGAUGUAAAACCUGAAAAUAUUUUAAUAACUAAGCAAGGAAUAAUCAAGAUCUGUGACUUUGGGUUUGCACGAAUUCUGAUUCCAGGAGCCGCCUACACCGAUUAUGUGGCGACACGAUGGUACCGAGCUCCUGAACUUCUUGUGGGAGAUACACAGUACGGUUCUUCCGUAGAUGUGUGGGCCACUGGUUGUGUUUCUGCAGAGCUUCUGACAGGCCAGCCACUCUGGCCUGGAAAAUCAGAUGUGGACCAGCUUUAUCUGAUCAUCAGAACGCUGGGAAAACUAAUCCUAAGACAUCAAUCUAUCUUCAAAAGUAACCAGUUUUUCCAUGGCAUCAGUAUUCCUGAGCCAGAAGACAUGGAAACUCUUGAAGAAAAGUUCUCGGAUGUUCAUCCCAUGUCUUUGAAUUUCAUGAAGGAGUGUUUGAAGAUGAAUCCUGAUGACAGAUUAACCUGUGCCCAACUCCUGGAGAGCCCCUACUUUGAUUCUUUUCAUGAGGACCAAAUUAAAAGAAAAGCACGUACUGAAGGAAGAAACAGAAGACGCCAGCAGAAUCAACUGUUGCCUCUCAUACCAGGAAGCCACAUCUCCCCCACACCUGAUGGAAGAAAACAAGUCCUCCAGUUAAAAUUUGAUCAUCUUCCAAACAUUUAGGAAAAUGUUCUUUCAAGUGGAAAGUAACUUAAUAUGUACACAUUUUUGUACAAGAGAGAUAGGAAUUCUCAGUGUUUCAAAUGCAAAUGAGCCAUAUGAAAAUUAAGAUGCCUUCUAGAAUUGUUUUGCUCUGAUCAUUACUGAUUCCUCUGCCUGUGCUUUUUACAUGCCAACUUUAUCUUUUAGAACAUUUUCUUUAAAUGUUAUAGAGUCUGAAACUGCACAUACGGAGGAGACAUUUCCAUUUCAUCAGAGCAGCCCCUCCCGAGGCAAUUUAUAGUGAGAAUUUGUGGGCUUGUACGUUGAUUUUUGGAAAAGAUUUACAUAUGUCAUUUUGGUUUACCUGACCACGUAAUGUCUUAGAGCAUUAUCAAAUAGCUUGCCUAGCUGUUUUUGUGUAAGGAAUGACAUUAUGUUUCUGCAUUUUAGUUCACCCUUAUUGUAACCAGGUCUGUUGAGUAAUGCUGAAUUUUAUAUUGGUGAGGAAGGGAACCUUGAAAUGUCAUGUAGGUUUAUCCCUCGAUUCCAGGGCAGACUCUACUUUGUCUCAUGAGACAUUGACGAUUCUAAUUUUAAAGCAAGUCAGAGAAAAUUCCACACAUUUACAUAGCAAAUAAGGAACUACAAGGAAUUACCAUCCUCAUGACAUAAUGCCCUGUGAUAAUCAACUGCUGCCUCUAAUGCUGUCCUUUGGAACAUCAUGGUUUCUUAUUCUCUCUCCUGGCUCUAUCAUCUCAGUGCCUAGAUGUAUCCUGUUGUGUGUGUGUCCUAAAUAUUUAGUUCACGGUCGAUAGUCUUCCAAACCUUUGAAUCCAUAGCCUCUGUGAACUUGUGCAGCCCUAAAUUGUGUAUCAUGAGCAGAUCAGGUUUGUAAGUGCUUCCACCAACAGAAAGAUUGUCAUUCAGUUAACCUCUUUGUGUCUCCUACCAAAAAAAGGAAGCAAACAAACAAAACACCACAGUAGGUAAGCCCCAUUUACAUUGGGAUAUUUUCCCAAGUAAACUUGACAGAUACACCUACAUACAUACAUACAUAUGUACACAUAUAUACAUAUAUGUUUAUAAGUUUUGAAACAUCAUGGUAGAUGCCUUUUAUCCUAGACAUCGAAGAAUGAGGCAGUCUGUUUAAAGGGCUUUUCGUUUGCUAGCAAGGAACUCAUGUAAAAUAAUAGCAUGGGGUUGUCUAUCACUGCCUGGCAUAAAGGCACAAAAUAGUGAUGUUUCAAUAAAUAUUAAGAUUAUUUCAUUAACUCUUUUCUGCCCCUGGGCUGGCAUGCUUACCUGAAGGUUGUCAAAUUUUGCAAAUACACAUAAUUCCAAGAAAUGCCAUGUAUCUGGCACUAUACACCAAGCAUAAAUUGUUUUUAGGAAAACACACUAACAUCUUCUGUUCACCUCUAAAAGUUUAUUGCACUCCUAACCAUGGCUAUGGAAACUGCUAGAGAAUCUUGUUCAGUUAUUUGGGAGGAGCAUCUCUUUACUUAGGAAUUACGGCAUCUCCAUAGGGGUUUCUUGCUCCCUGGAAGGACAUUCUCAGUGGGCUUAUUCGGCCAUUUAACCUGCUUAGUGUGACUAAGCUGCUUUGGUCUUCCUGUCUUCUUAUCAUCAAGAAUGUGCCUCUUCAGAUUUGUAUGUUUCUUGCAUUUUUAAUUAAAUGAUGCCACAGGAGCAAGGAAAAUGAGAAAUAAAAGAUAAAAGGCAACUUUGCUGAAAGAUUUCUUUUUAACUUCCACAGUGUUUUUAUCAUGUAAGCUUUCUUAUUGCCAAGCUACUCAUCCUGCUUCAGCUCUCCUAAAUAUCUACAUUAUAUUACACACACACACACACACACACACACACACACACACACACACUCGGAAAUUCAGAACACAGCACACGACUCCAGUUCCCAUUUUGCUUAUAAUCAUGCUUCAAACGGUUGAUAGGAUGACUGUUAUUUCUUAGUUUUGCUUACAUUUAAGAAUUAAUGCAAACGGGCAUUUUUAUCUCUCAGUUUUUUUUCCAUAGACCAAUCCAUCAUUUAGAGACCACUGGGGACGGGGGAAGAGGAGAAAGCAUCUAAUGCUUAGGAAAAUGCUCUGUUGCAGUCCUUUAACCAUGAAGAAAAACAAUCAUCCAAGUAACAUUUGCACACUGGCCCUUUCCUUGGGCGACCCGCCUCGGAAUCACGCAGGCGCACAGACCUCAACCUACAACUCUUUUCUGUUUUAAGUGCCUGUUUCUCACUUCAGUGCUGCACAUACUCCCUUGCAUUUCUCAGCCACGCGGAAGACAGUUGCGCUUCAGCAUCUAGUGCCCAAAUUAAGUAAUGACUUCUGUACAACUCAUCAGGCUCUUCACAGAAGCCCACACAAUUCUGUAACCACGCAUUUCCUUUACAGCCUUGUCAGGUUUCUGGCUCACCUGUGACUUGUCUCACCCGUGCCAGCUUUCAAGCUUUUUAAUUUAUGUAUAUAGCUCUUUCCUGGUGCCGUCCAAGUAUGGCACCAUUGUGGUGAGCAGCACCCCCUGAAUUCUCCCCCUCUCUCCACUCCCAGGGGUGAUCUCUUCCCACCCUGGCUUCCUCAGAUUUUCCACAUUGUACCUGAGAAUCUCCAAGCAGCCAAGCGGUUCAUUUUAUUUGAUUUGCAGAGCACUUUACAGAGAAGUGGAAAUGCGGACUUGAGUUCUUUGUGCUCCCGCUGCUGCUGCUUCAGGGAAGAAGGAAAUACCCCAUAGAAAAGGACGUUUCAUUAGACCUUUAUCAGCCCUGGGAGGCUACUUGCUUGGACUCUGCCUUUGGGCUCCUUUCCAGUCCUGGUGAUAUUUGAAUGCACUUGUUCCAACUUGUCCCCAACCACAAAGCCCUUUUAGGGGGUCACUUUUGGGGGAUUAUUUUAACUAGACUGAAUUGUUAAAAAAUUGUUUUUUGCAUGCUUUGGAAUAGGGAGAUAAUUGAGGAAGGAGUGCAACCAAAGCUCUCAGGCAGGAAAGAAAUAGGUGAGCAGAGAGUAGACUAUCCCCCUUCUAAGUCAGCCAUAUCACCGCUCUUCAUUGCUCUUGCAGAUCUCCCAAACUACAAGGCCUAAGAAAAUUAAUAAGUUAUUUUGAAAAAACUCUCAACUCUGAAGAUUUUUUGUGGUUCUUUAGCUUACUUGCCAUGGAAUUAUAGUUGUUCAAAAAGAUGGCACUUUCUUAUUCAUUUGUCACUACCAAUGAUUUCCAAUCCUGGUUUUGGAACAACUUGAAUGGCACAGAAUUCUCAAAAGAAAAAACAACAACAAAAAGACCAAAAAACUUUUUUUUGUUAAUUAAAACAUACUACCAGAAGAGGAAUGAUCCUACGACUGCACAAACCUUAAAAUCUUGAAAAAAAUUGGGGAGUCAGUAUAAGUAUUACCUGAAUCACAGAUUCCGAUCUAUAAUGCAUACGUAUGCAUUACAUAUAAAUUUGUGAUGCAUACAAUUAAGACAUAAAGAUAAAAUGCCACACACGAUAAAGUAAUGUUCUGGGUGUGUGUGUGUGUGUGUGUGUGAGUGUGGGUGUUUGUUUCCUAAUAAAAUCAUGAACUCAUCAACUUCAUUCUUGUUUUAGUAGAAGACAAAGUCUUUACCAGUGGUAGGUUAAAGAAUAAUAGACUUAUCAUUUGGUCUGGGUGUUAGGACACCAACUUCUUGACUGGCUUGCAGUUCUCUGUGUAGCCUUGUCACGACGUUUAACGUUCUGUGCCUUCAUUUUCUCAUUUGAAAAAUAAAGGAAGAAAUAAGCUAGGUGAUUUGUAGGGCUCGCAUUCAGCUGUGGACUUCUGUGAUUCUCCAUAGCACAUGGCGUUUCUGUCCUGGACAUUUCUCCCACUCGAAGAGGCUUUCUAGAGAGGAGCUAGAUAUCUCUCUCUCUCUCUCUCUCUCUCUCUCUCUCUCUCUCUCUCCCUCUCCCUCUCUCCCUCUCCCUCUCCCCCUCCCCUUCUCCCUCCCCAUCUCUCAUCUCUCCCUUGCUUGCUUGCUUUCACACUCACACACACACACACACACACACACACACACAACCACUCCCUGCUAGUUCUAUAACGUCAAUAGUAGUUUGCACACAACUGUCUAAUGGAGGUUCAAUUUUAUAAACUAAAGUGGAUUUUAAAGCUAAUUAUCACUAAAUUUUAAUUAAUUUAAAUAAAACAGGUGUGCUUAUAAAAUGCAGAGUAAUAUGUAAUCAUUCUUUGAUGUUUUAAUAUAUAACUCUAAUUAGCUGGGAAAUGACACAUAUGCUGUGAAAUACUAAUGUAAGAUGUCCAUUAAGGCAAAGAACACUUGAGGACAUUUCUAACUUCAGCAAAACUUUUAAAGCUUUCAGUAAAUGGUAACUUAAGAGAAUUCUACAAAUAUAUCUGAAUUAUACCAGUUUUAUAUUUGAGCAGCAGAGACUCAGUUUCAGUCUACUUUAUAUUUAACCUGUAGUCUACUCAAGCUGAGAUUUGGUUAUCAUACUUAACAGGAGUAGAAACAACUUGUAUUUAUUAAAGUUAAAAUUUUUCUUUUCUGUUGUGAACACUAGUCACUGACCAUGUCUCUCAAUAUUGUCACACUGAAGAUGUUGUAUCUACUUACGAUUUUAGAAUAUAUUAGUAGAGAAGCAGGUCUAUUUCAAAUCACAUGAAAUUGUAGCUGUAAUAUUAAUUAGCACACAAUAAUUAGCAUAACAGCAACUUAUACCAUAGAAACAAUUCACUACAAAGCAGUUUUAGUUAUUAUGUUAAAUAUACAUAACAUUUUAAAAAUUUAGCUUAAGAUAUUUAGAAAACCUAAAUAUGGGCUUAAAUACUUUGGUGGCCUUAUAUUUGUAUAUAUAACUUAACCUGAAUAUGUUCUUUAGCUUAUUUUAAUAAAAGAAAUAUUUCU